GCUCUGGCGUGUUCCGGUUGCGGCGAGAGGACUGUGGGAUUUGUAGGCGCACAGCUGACAGUGUGGCUACUGUGUGGAUAUCAAACGUCCUGCUCUGUGGUGUCUCCCUCUGCACUAAAUCAUCAUACUGACAAAAGAGGAGGAUGUCCAAGACCACAAAUAAUCCCUUUCAGCAUUUAGUGGAGCCACUGGAACCCACGCAGCCAGACCAACGCUUUUAUAAUCUGACCAAACUUGGAGACCCCAGAUAUGACCGCCUGCCCUUCUCCAUCCGUGUGUUGCUGGAGUCUGCGGUGAGGAACUGCGAUGAGUUCCUGGUCAAGAGCGCAGACGUGGAGAGUAUCCUCAACUGGAAGGAGACCCAGACCAAUACUGUGGAGGUGCCUUUCAGACCGGCACGAGUCAUUCUCCAGGACUUCACAGGCGUCCCGGCGGUGGUGGACUUUGCUGCCAUGCGUGAUGCGGUCAUGAAACUCGGGGGAGAUCCAGAGAAGAUCAACCCAGUGUGUCCCGCCGACCUGGUCAUCGAUCAUUCCAUUCAGGUGGAUUUUAACAGGAAGUCUGACAGUCUUCAGAAAAAUCAAGAUUUAGAGUUUGACCGUAACAAAGAACGAUUCCAGUUUUUAAAGUGGGGCUCUAAAGCGUUCAGAAACAUGCGCAUCAUUCCUCCGGGCUCGGGUAUAGUCCACCAGGUGAACCUCGAGUACCUGGCCCGAGUCGUGUUCAACUACGAGGGCUUCCUGUACCCGGACAGUCUGGUGGGCACCGACUCCCACACCACCAUGAUCGACGGUCUGGGGGUCCUGGGCUGGGGUGUUGGUGGUAUAGAAGCAGAAGCGGUGAUGUUAGGACAGCCCAUCAGCAUGGUCCUGCCCGAGGUAGUGGGGUACAAGCUGUUUGGGACCCCCGAUAAACUCAUCACCUCCACCGACAUCGUCCUCACUGUUACAAAGCACCUCCGUCAGGUUGGCGUAGUGGGAAAGUUUGUGGAGUUCUUCGGGCCUGGCGUCGCUCAGUUGUCCAUCGCAGACAGAGCGACCAUCGCCAACAUGUGUCCUGAGUACGGAGCCACUGCCGCCUUCUUCCCCGUGGACGACGUCAGCAUGCAGUACCUCAAACAGACAGGUCGUGAAGAGGAAAAGCUGAAUUAUAUUACGAAGUACCUGAAGGCCGUGUCCAUGUUCAGAGACUACACAGAUGUCUCUCAAGAUCCUGACUUUACUCAAGUUGUAGAGUUGGAUCUGUCUCAAGUGGUCCCCUGCUGCAGUGGCCCCAAAAGACCUCAGGACAGAAUCCCGGUGUCAGAAAUGAAGAGUGACUUUGAGAGCUGUCUGGGAGCUAAGCAAGGCUUCAAGGGCUUCCAGGUGGAUCCCAAGAGCCACAACAACGUGGUGCCCUUUGAGUUCAAUGGGACCGAGUAUGAGCUGAGCCACGGCUCUGUGGUGAUCGCCGCCAUCACCAGCUGCACCAACACCAGCAACCCCUCCGUCAUGCUCGGGGCAGGUCUCCUGGCCAAAAAGGCGAUAGAACACGGCCUUAGUGUGAAGCCCUACAUCAAGACCAGCUUGUCCCCGGGCAGUGGAGUCGUCACCUACUACCUGAAGGAGAGCGGGGUCAUGGACUACCUCUCUCAGCUGGGAUUUGAGGUGGUCGGUUAUGGCUGUAUGACCUGCAUAGGAAACAGUGGACCUCUGCCUGAGCCUGUGGUGGAGGCCAUUACACAGGGGGACCUGGUAGCAGCUGGAAUCCUCUCUGGGAAUAGGAACUUUGAAGGACGAGUUCACCCAAACACCAGGGCCAAUUAUCUGGCCUCUCCUCCUCUGGUCAUCGCUUACGCAAUCGCCGGGACGAUCAGGAUAGACUUUGAGACGCAGCCCAUAGCCAUUAAUAAUGAAGGUAAGGAGGUGUAUCUACGAGACAUCUGGCCGACCCGAGAGGAGAUCCAGGCUGUGGAGAGAACCUACGUCAUCCCAUCCAUGUUCAAAGAGGUCUACGAGAAGAUCGAGAAAGUGAAUGAGCGCUGGAAUGCUCUGGUAGCUCCUUCCGAUAAACUCUACACCUGGGACCCCAGAUCCACCUACAUCAAGUCUCCUCCAUUCUUCGAGGGUUUGACUAUGGAGCUGCAUCCUCCCAGGUCCAUCAUAAAUGCCCACGUGCUGCUGAACUUUGGAGAUUCUGUGACCACCGACCACAUCUCUCCUGCAGGAAACAUCGCCCGGAACAGCCCCGCAGCGCGCUUCCUCACCAGCAGGGGACUGACGCCGCGUGAAUUCAACUCGUACGGCUCCAGACGAGGGAACGACGCCAUCAUGGCCAGAGGGACCUUCGCCAACAUCCGACUUUUCAACAAAUUCCUCAACAAACAAGCUCCACAGACCAUCCACCUGCCCACGGGAGAGACUAUGGACGUGUUUGAUGCCGCUGAACGAUAUCAACAGUCGGGAGUACCUCUUCUAAUUUUAGCAGGAAAGGAGUACGGAUCGGGUAGUUCAAGAGACUGGGCAGCUAAGGGACCAUUUUUACUGGGUAUCAAGGCAGUUCUAGCCGAGAGUUACGAGCGCAUCCAUCGCAGUAACCUGGUGGGGAUGGGGGUGAUCCCUCUGGAGUACCUGCCCGGGGACACUGCAGACAGCCUGGGCCUCACCGGGAGGGAGCGAUACACUGUGGUCAUUCCAGACAAACUAACGCCCAGAAUGAAGAUCGAUAUUAAGCUGGACACGGGCAAAACAUUCCAAGUUCUGAUGAGGUUCGACACGGACGUUGAGUUGGCGUAUUUCCAUCACGGAGGAAUCCUCAACUACAUGAUCCGCAAGAUGUCCCAAAACUAACCAAGGAAAGAAAGACUCGUAUCUGUGUCCAUGAUUCCAGCAUUCCCUGUAGAUCUACUGAAAUUCUACUGUUAGACAAAGCUGCUACGCACAUGUGAGAACUUUAUUAGAGUACUCUGUCAGGUCAGAAAGCCAUAGUAUACUCCGCAAAAACUGCUAACUACACACGUUUCAAAUGGAUGAAUUCGCUAUUUUAAUCUGUUCUUUACUUAUUUACUUUAUUUAUUUAGUUUGUUUCAAUUAUUUUCUGUACGGUCGGCAAAUACAUUGAAACAAAUCUCAUGAAAUCUACAAAUUAAAGCUGCAUUGUAUAACUUUUCUUAUGAGGAUUCGCCACUUGCUUGUCCCAGAAUGUUCCAGAAUAUGGCAUUAAACAUCCUGUAUUUAUCACCAUGGAGACAAAAGAAACGGCACCAAGCCAAGUUCAGAAUACAUGUUUUCUGAGUUUUUUUUUCUCACCUAUAAUGAAAUAGAUGUUUAAUGUCAUAGUAGGAAACUGGAGGCUGACUCUCAAUCCGAGUAUCAUUCGUUUUUCAAAAUAAAACCAAAAAUAAGAAAACGACAAAACAACUAUUUUCUUCAUUAUUUGUCUCUAAAACCAAAAUGAAAAAAUGGAUAAUAAUUCGUUUUCGUGUUUAAAUGAAUAAUGGAUAACGACCGUUUCCCAUUUAUGUUACUUAAACUGCGAGGCCAGACUGAACCAGGACUAAACCAGGACUGAAGCGUUUCCAGUCCUGGUCUGGUCUUGUCCUGGUCUCAGUCCUGGCGUCAGUCCCAGUCUGGUCAGGGUCCCGGUCCUGUUCUCAGUCCUGGUCGCAGUUCAGGUCUGGUCCCGGUUUCAGUCUCGGACUUGGUCUCAGUCCUGGUCCCGGACUCAGUCCUGUUCUGGUUCUGGUCUGGUCCCGGACAUGGUUUAGUCCUGGGUCAGUCCGGCAUUGCAGUUUAUGUCAUGUAUAUGGGAAACGGUCGUUAUCUGUCUCUUUUUUUUUUUUUUUUUUUCAUUUAAACAUAAAAUUUAAAACUGAAAAAAUGAAACAUUAUCUGUUUUUUCAUUUUGGUUUUGGAGUAAUGAAGAAAAAAAAUGUGUAUCUUUUUUUGUUUUCUUAUUUUUAGUUUUAUAUUGAAGAACAAAUGAACAAAUGACACACGGCUUACUCUCCACAAGAAAAGUUACAUAGUGCAUCUUUAAAUAAAUCAUCUAACAAUCUCUGAAACAAAGAGUAUUCUGAAUUCCAGCGUUUUAAAUGUGUGUAGAUGUUCAGUUUUUGCGGCGUAUAAAACCAGGGACCGUUUGUGUUGAUGCGUCUUUGGUUCAGACAUGCACUAUUUUGAUUGACGGGCUUAGUCUGCCUAUGCUAUGCUAAUAUGAAGUGCAGUGAUGCCCUUAUGUUGUCACGGUAACCACAUAUUCCAUGUCCAUACUGUUUGUUCACGUAAUCAUGUCCGUCGUCCAUCUUCACUCAUCUCUUCACUGUUCAUUGUGUCUUGUUGCCUUAAUAAAUGUGGAGUUGAACUGAACAAGGUGAAAUAAACAAGUGAUUUAUCUUUGA
Boleophthalmus pectinirostris (great blue-spotted mudskipper) is the source of this 4378-nucleotide messenger RNA. RefSeq names its product aconitase 1, soluble (gene aco1). The transcript has 21 exons. Gene Ontology annotation, molecular function: aconitate hydratase activity; 4 iron, 4 sulfur cluster binding; iron-responsive element binding. The record is from RefSeq and is a predicted model, not a curated record. Bases 144 to 2828 code for a protein of 894 amino acids. Gene Ontology annotation, cellular component: cytosol; mitochondrion. Gene Ontology annotation, biological process: tricarboxylic acid cycle; citrate metabolic process. Lineage: Eukaryota; Metazoa; Chordata; Actinopteri; Gobiiformes; Gobiidae.